UGUAAAGCCUCCUCCACUACUGUCGGUUUUAGUCACAGUUUAUCCUCCAGUGCAGUGCUUUCGGCUUCCUGGUCGCAUAAUAAAUUCGGUUGGUGUUGCCUUUCUUCGAUUUUGACUUUCUCUUCGUGGACACUUCUCGAAAAAUUGGUGGCUGCGUCCUCCGGAAAAUAGCAUAUGUGCGGCGUGUAGGAAUGGAAGUGAAACUCGUCUAAAAUCUUAUCGGAUUUUUCGAACUACUUACAGCAGAACUUACACGUAUUUUUACCGCAACACCACCCUCUGCCCCCCGGCAAACGUCAAUUCUAUCGAACAAGUGAAGCUCACUUUGCAGUUUUACGCAUAAGCACUCAACUCAUUUGUUAUUGUUUUUGUAUUUCACGAGACGGAAAGAAAUAAAGAAAAAGAAAUUGGCUCAAUACCACGAAUCACAUCAACUUCAACAGCGAACAAGAUGUCAAGAACAACUGCGUCUACAUUCGCUCCCACUCCAGGGGGCCGAGUUCUUCCUGGUCGAGGAGUGGCGCCUCUCUUCCUCCGUCAGCUUCUUUUUGGAGGCGCCGCAGCUGCUAAUGCGAGCUCUUAUCCUACAGAAAAGCAAAAGUAGUACUACACUCUUCAUUCCACCAGCACGGUUAUGGUACAACCCGAAAAUAAUCUGUCAUGCAAAAUGCGGAGAAUAAGGGAAGGGAUCAGAAAUAGAAUUGGUACCGCCACCACGCAGAUCAUUUGUGAUGCUGAACGCACAAGAACAGCAAGCCCAAGCGUUUUUGUUUUUGUUACGUAAAGUGACCGGAUCAACACAUCAUAUAAACGUCUUUAGCUCAGAAACUGAAAAUACCAGUGUGCUGUUGCCGUUUUUCUGUUGGAUACCCGCAUCAACUCAAUCCCCGUGGCGAUGCAAGACACGACUCUUACCAUCGGAUUGAAAUUGCCGGCGUCGGUGAUAUCAUCUUCAAAUGCGGGGAGCGAUACCACGAGCCUUACAACUACAACCAGUGCGCCAACCACGAGCUCGACGCCGGGUGCGACUUCUUCCCCCACACUCACGACCUCCACAACUCCCGCACCAUCAGGGGGUGCUGUCACGACCCCCGACCCCUUGCUCGGCACCGGGUCGCUGCUUCAGCCGAUCAGCAGCGAGGACCCGCGGACCACUGUCGACGUCGCGUUCGGCCAGUUGGGGCACACCCACCCCAUGCGGGUGUACGAGAAUUUUUCGAAGCACAAAGCCGCCGGGCCGUACCAAACGAACCGGUUCUGGGCCAACUGGGCGUUCAGCGGGCUGCGGUACGGUCCGUGGAGCGGCCAGGACGAAGAUUUGAUGCGCAUGAAACUGCUCUACGGGUACAAAACUUCCGACCCGAUCUACGUCGGCACGUAUGGACUUCGGUGGAUGGACGGCGCUUUGGGGGUGCUGUGCGAGCCGCACAGACUGAAGUCCAGCACGCAAUUCGCGCAGGAGAAGCAAGGCACCAACGGGUUCCCUUCCACCGGACAGGAAACCUUUUCCGCCGCGGGGCAGCAGUGGAUGGCGCAGAGUGGAAACCUGGCCAAGUUCGCGAACGAACCCCACGCCUACAGCUACACACGGCCGGUCGGGUUGAACGAAGUGUCGCUGUUUAUUGACGCCUUGGAGCUGAUGGAACCGCAGGGCGCCACCCCGCAGCGCGAGUACGAGAUCGUGAAAGAGGGUCUCCUCGGGAUCCACGCGACCUCCACCGCGACGGCCUCCGGGUCGAAAAUCCUUUACCCGAUCUACAACGGAAUGGCGUACGUUUCGGCGUACUACGACGGGAACGACGAUUUGACGCCGGUCUUGCUGUUCAACGCCAUCCGCCCGACUUCGGUGCUCAAAAGGGGUCAAUACCAGUACGCGCAGGACAAUUUCGGCGUUGAGCAGCACUCCUGGGACUUCACGCUGGAUGCGAACCAGGGGGGCGCAGUGUACCGUGUGUAUUUGUUGCCGACCAGCACUAGUACAUCGCCGUCGACCAACUUUCACUGGAACUCGGACCCGGUGCUGCAGUCGCCCAACAAGAAGCUGCGCAUGGUGCAGCUGAACCAGAAAUUCCAAGGGUGGUUGCGGGUCGCGCAAGUGCAGUCUAGCGGGAAGAAGUACGAAGACAACGUCGAGCGGCCGACUCUGCGCUGCAGGGCGUCGACGAAGUCUUGGACAGAGACGCGAACCGAGUGCGCGGACGAUGGCUACGACAUCUCCGCCUCGGCGGUCUUGUACGACUUGGGGGUCGACCUCCACGCCACGCAAGGCGGUCUUCUGAAGUACCAGUUCAAGCACCCACCGACGGCGAUGCGGCCCGGAGGUAGUUCUCCUGCGGGUUCCGCGGGCAGCACUGGAGCUCCGCAGCACAUGCACUUCGCCUACCAAACGCACCUGCGGCACUUGCGGAGUUACACCGCGGGAACAAAUUCGGUUUAUUCGAUUCUGAAUCUGCAGUUCCAAUCGCACUCCCAGGGCUGGAUGACGGGGGUGCGCGGCUCCGUCUGGGAAAUGCUGCCGAACCUGCUCGCCGAGACUUAUCAGCUGGAUUUCCUGCCGCCCGGCGACACCACGGGGGUGCUGGACGUGGUCAGCGGCGGCGUGCACACAAAUCUCGGGCAGCAGUUUCGAGACGAUUUUGUGCACUACAAGUACGGGGGCGAGAACAACUACGGGGCGCACAACUCCGUGCCCGCGGUUGGGGCGGUGUAG
Molecule: messenger RNA, 2710 nt
Organism: Amoebophrya sp. A120
Lineage: Eukaryota; Dinophyceae; Syndiniales; Amoebophryaceae
Source: the annotation of a GenBank genome assembly